AUGGCAGCCAUCGAAAUAACAGUCUCUGGGUCCACUCAACAGUUCUCCUCCAAGGUUUUGCUGGCUACUGCGGUCGUUAUCGUGGAAGAUGAUGAGGGUAGUCAGUUCCCGGUUCGUGCUCUAUUGGAUUCCGGCUCCGAGAGUAAUUUCAUCGCUGAACGGUUGAGUCAACGGCUCAGGACACAUCGAGAGAAAGUAGAUAUUUCUGUGCACGGUAUUGGUCACGCGGCUACAAAGGUUAAGUACCAGAUUACCGCGAUGGUUCGUUCGCGAGCUACGGCUUUCUCGCAGAACAUGAAUUUCCUCGUGCUCCCAAAGGUUACGGUAAAUAUACCUACGGCGAAGGUGAAUACACAAGGCUGGACGGUGCCUAACGGGAUCAUCCUGGCGGAUCCCACUUUUUUCAAUCCAAGUUCAGUGGACAUGGUGUUGGGCAUCGAAUCCUUUUUUGAUUUCUUCGAAACUGGUCGAAGAAUUCCCCUCGGAGAUCAAUUGCCGACACUUAACGAAUCAGUGUUCAGUUGGGUGGUCUGCGGAGGUCUGACAAAUCCAAGUCAAGGCUUAAGCAUCAAUUGUAGUAGGGCAACUACACAAGGAUUAGAGGAGCUAGUCGCACGGUUUUGGGCUAGUGAAGAGAUUGGCAGUUCCAAGGUUCUUUCGUUGGAGGAAAGUAAAUGUGAGGACAUUUUCCGGAAGUCGGUUCGCAGGGAAUCCGACGGUCGAUACUCCGUUUCGUUGCCGAAAGAUGAAGACGCAAUUUCCAGGUUGGGCGAGUCAUGGGACAUCGCAUUCCGGCGGCUUCAAGGCACAGAACGUAGAUUGGCGAGGAAUGUUGGUCUGCGAGAAUAG
Ochlerotatus camptorhynchus is the source of this 849-nucleotide messenger RNA. RefSeq lists its product as uncharacterized. Gene Ontology annotation, molecular function: aspartic-type endopeptidase activity. Lineage: Eukaryota; Metazoa; Arthropoda; Insecta; Diptera; Culicidae. Bases 1 to 849 code for a protein of 282 amino acids. The transcript has a single exon. Gene Ontology annotation, biological process: proteolysis. The record is from RefSeq and is a predicted model, not a curated record.